AGGAAGCCUCGUACACUAGACUGCUAUUAUUACACUGGGUCGCUGGCUUAGACUCAGUCGGUGUUGGCUCCCUGAACCGCGAGAACGUCUCCGCGAACACCUGAGAACGCCGUUCGCCGGCGAUUCGCGGCGCGUUCAGUCAUCUUCCAGUGCCACUGGUACCGCGUAUCUCUGUGUCUGCUGCUCGAGCUUCGGUCCCUGGUACACGUGAACCCUCGUACUCGGUGGAUAGACGCGAUCCACGAUGCCGUACUACGGGGAGGGUCUGCCCUAUUACUAUGGGGGACCCUACGCGACCCACAGCUCGCUCAUGACAAGCACUCCUAGAGCCUUUCACACGCCGCUGUCGCGGUUUUCCCCGCAUCUGUCGACGAUCUCUGAGUCACCCCUGAGCACGUUGCGCCGCUAUUCGCCCGUCUCGGUCCCAACCCGACCCAGACGCGUCAUCGACACCGCGGACAUCGACGUCUCGACGCCUCGAAUCCUGUCGGGCGACGGGAACCAGAGGAGUCGACUGCGUCGCGACAGGCCCACCAUAAAAAUCAGGUCUCAAGCUUUGAAGGACAAUCCAGCAUUGCGCGAGCACAACGAGAGGCACGAGAAGUCCGUGGGCGAGUUGCUGGUGGAGAAGUUUCUCAUCAAGGACAAGAAGCUCGAAGAGGCGGAGCCGCGUCUUCAACUGUUCCACCAAGUCAGCCCGGAGAAGGAGGACGACGAGGAGCUGCAGCAGGCGCAGAAGAGGAUCACCAGACGAUUCACGCGACGAAGAUCCUCCGCGGACAUCCAGUUGGAUCCCGAGCAGCUGGAGAGGGAGGUGGCGUACGCCCAGGUGCAAGCGAAGGUCUUGGACACUCUGGUAGCCGAAGAGCAAGCAGAGAUCGAGAACGAGGUCCGUCGCGGGACUUUGAUCAAGAAGGGAACCGUAGGUGGGCCGAGGAACGUCGCUGGAUUCUUCAGAUCCGAUGGAGAGUCCGUGUCCCAGGGGGAGGAGGAGGCUGCCGCACAGAAGAUGAGGAAGAGCUUGAAAAAGGUGAAGAAAAAGAAGAGAUCCACCGAGAAGCCAUCGCCACCCGACGACGAAGAGAGAGAACGCAGGUCCAGCACCUCCAGCGACGUGUCCGUGGACCUGCAGAGGGAGGACAAGACGGAUCGGAAGCAGCCCAAGUCUCAGAUGUUCAAGAUAGAGGCCAGCAACAGCGUAGGAGACUUCUCCACCAUCGUGGUGGACGCCAGACCAGACGAUCGCGUGAAAAUCAUCGAACAAUUCAGGGAGAGCGUGAAAAUCCCCGUGCCCAGGAAAAUGGGGAUACGCAAGAUCGAGAGGGACAGCGUCGAGGAGGAAUCCGAGACGGAAGUGGUGCUACCUGUCAAGAGGCCUUACGUCAAGGACACCUCGAGGAACAGCGUGCACUUCACGGUGAGGACGCCACCGGAUUCUACGAAAAAUGAUCCCUUAAAAAUGUUGGACAACGUUGCAAACGGAGUGCAAAAAAAGGACGAAAGAGACAUUUCGUCGAGUAUCAAAGAUGAUACACCCGAGGCUACCAAGAAACCUGAGAGCCCUGUUUCUAAGACGCGUCCCGCGUUCAAAGACGGGAAGCUGAAGAAGGAGCUGGUAUUAAAGAGUCCAGAAAUCCUGAAACAGACCAAGAAUGGGCUGUCGGACAAGGGAGGGUUCGAGUUGUCCAAAAAGGAGACUAUCAGAACCGAUACACCCGAAAGUCCGAGGACACAGAGCAAACCGCAGGACCAGAAUGUUCCAAGCUUCUCAAAAUCUGAGACUCCUUCGGGGAACGAAGAGUCGAAGGACGCGGGCUCCGAGAUAACAAAAACGGGCAAGAAUGUUUCACAGGAUACAGAUUUCUCCAACUACUCGAAGAACGAAACAACUGUAAACGAUGGUUCGGAGGUUGGAUCGCAGGAUAAACGGGGUUUUAGCUUUUCGAAGUUUCAGACGUCGAAGAAGGAGGUAACCAAGGACGAUUCCGCAGAAGUCCUCGAAUCGAACGAGAUUGGAUUCCAGAACAAAAGAAUUUCGAACUUCUCGAAGCCUCAGGGGACGAAGAGGGAGAUUACCAAGGACGAUUCGUCAGAAAUCCUCAGACCAAACGAGAUUGGGUCUCAGGACAAAAGGGGUUUAAGCUCCUCGAAGCCUCAAGCUAGUACGUUAAAGAAAGAGGCAGCCAAAAGCGAUUCCUCCGAACCUGAACCGCGGGACAAAGUUGAUCCAAGCUUCUCAAAGACUCGGGCUACUCAAGAAAGUACACUUAAGAAAGAGGCGACCAAAGACGCGACUGAGACCCUCAAACCGAAGACUGAACCUCAGAAAGGAAAGCUAAAUUUGUCAAAGACCCAAGCACCUCCACCGUCGAAGAAAGAACCAACUCGAGACGACAGUUCUGAUAGGCCUGCAUCAAAGAAAGAGAUAACCACGAACGACACCCCUGGAAUCCUCGAGUCGAAGACUGAACCACGGGAUAGAAAAACGACCGCCUACUCGAAGACUCAAACCGCUCCGUUGUCGAAGAAGGACGACAGCCCUAAUAAAACGCUGAAGCAGAGCAAGAGCGUACCAAUGGACGAGGCAUCGAGCUCGAAGAGUCGCGCAGCUUCCACGCCGAAGAAAGAAGAAGCUGAAAGGAGGGCAGAGCCCUCGAUACCCAGAAAGCCCCCUCAGACGACGCAGAAGACCGAAGCGUCGAUCGCGACGCUAGCUGUUGACCCGCUCGCGCUCGCUCGCGAGGCCAGCGCCAACGGAGCGCUCCCGUCGCUGCCAAAACCGUCUAAAAUUAAUGCGGAUGAAAAUAAUGCCGUAGAAGCGCCAAAGCUAUCGUUACGAGACGCGGAGUACCUGGCAAACGCGACGAAAAUCGAGCGUGACGAGAACGUCGGUCCGUUGCCGGGAAAGAAGACGAACAAAGCGGUGACCUUGACGAACGCUUCCUCGUCGAGGGUGCCUGGCGGGCCAACCGUCGCGGACCCGACCGAGGAACACCCGAAAGCUGAGAAUCGAUCGGGAAAGACCAUCCCCGAUGACGCAACAGCUCCGACGAAGCUCGUGACGCAAGCGACCUUGUCGAAAGCUCCCAAGUGCGACGCGACAGACGAUUCGUUAAGCGCGUCAAAAGAUAUCGAUAAAGGUGACAAGGUGAAAAGUGAUACGAGUGCUCGAAAGUUUGCGAGAAAGGACGAGGAACCUUCGAAGAUCCCUUUCAGGCUAAAGAAGAUCGGGAAAGAGUUAGCGUCGGAGGACGCGAGAACAGAAGUCCCCUGGAGAACCAAACCGUCCAAGACGAGCGUGUCCAGCGAUGUCCAGCUCAACAGGAGCGUCAGCGUAGAUUCUCAAGGGAAGGAAUCUUCGAUUCGUAAGCCCCUGAAGCAAUCUACCUCCGUGAAUGAGUCCUCGACGAGCAAAAUGCCAGUGGACAAGCAGCAGUCGGUGAAAUCGUUCGAGACCUUGAACGGGGAGAACGGAACGCUGUCGAAGAGCACGUCGACAGAGUCUAUAGACUUCUGGAGUGAAAUUAGAGGCCCUGAGAGCCCGAACGCGGCGCCGCGACGGCCAGUCGAGAACCUCGAGGGAAAAGAACUGGAGAAGAAGAAAGAGGUGGAUCCUAAAAUAAGUGUCGCCAGCGCGACAGUCGGGUCGAGUAACGUGUCCGUAAUCGAAGAGGAGUCGACGGCGUCCAAGGAGACGACUCGAGUUGAGACGGAUGCCGCGGCGAAGAAGGGACCGAAGAGAAAGAAGAACCUCUCGAUAGCGAUCGCGGAAGCUCGGGAGGACGCGUUCUCGACGGUGAAGAGGAGAGAGGACUCGUCGACCUCCACGAACACUCCGGACACUUGCCUGCCCGUUUCGGAGAUCUCCACGCCUGUGUUCGACGUCUCCGUGCCGCUCAUAAACAUCGUCGCGGCCACCACGCCGAUCAAAACGGAGCCGCAGGUUCCCGAGGACGAGGAGGACCCUCAAACACCGACGAACGAGUGGCCAGAGACGGGUCUUUCGAAGAUCUCCAAGUGGAGCAACCAGAACGACCUCUCGAACGCUAACAACGUGGACGUAGAGAUCACUCCAGUCCCGUCCAAGGACGUCAGCGCGACCUGCACCCCCGAAGCCAGUCCGGAGUCGUCGAAGAAGAAGAAAGUGGUCAGAAAGAAGAAGUCCUCGACCACGAAGAAAGGGUCCAGCGGCAAGGAGGCUGGAAAGGAGUCGAAAGAUUCGAAGAAGAGCUCGAGCAAGUCGACGCAGGAGAGCCCAAAGCCACCAGAGCCGAAGAAAGCGAGCCCCAAAGCGACGCCCACUCAGAAACCGCUAGAUCUCAUCAGGAUGUUCUAUACGACGCCCAGCGCGCUGCUCACCGCGACUCCCAGAGAUCUGUCCAAGGUUCGCCGAGCCAAAAUCAAGAGGCGGAAGCAUCACUCGAGGACGCCGUCUGUGAGCAGCGACAGUACCGGAAGCACCACCAGCACCGCCACCACGGAGAGCACCGACGGAAGUCGGUCCACCUGCACGGAGCUGGACGACGACCCCGACAAGAGAAUGAACUCCACCAGGAGCAACGACUCCGGAUUCGAUGGUUCGCCAAGGAUAUCGACACCCUCGCAAUCGUCGGAUACACAAAGGAACUCGGACUCGUCGGACCAUUUUCCAAGCGGACGGAUCACGCCGCCAGCGACAAACCUGCCAAGAUUCAAGAAGUAUGCGGUGACGGACUUCAAUUUCCUCAAAGUCCUAGGCAAAGGCAGCUUCGGGAAGGUGUUGCUGGCCGAGUUACGUGGCACGGAAUGCGUGUACGCGGUAAAGUGUCUAAAAAAAGACGUAGUCCUCGAGGACGACGACGUGGAGUGCACCUUGAUCGAGAGGAAGGUCCUGACGCUAGCCACGAGGCAUCCGUACCUGUGUCACCUGUUCUGCACCUUCCAAACGGACUCCCACUUGUUCUUCGUGAUGGAGUACCUGAACGGUGGCGACUUGAUGUUCCACAUUCAAAAGUCUGGCCGUUUCUCGGAGACUCGGGCUCGUUUCUAUGCUGCCGAGAUCUGGUCGGGGUUGAACUUCUUGCACAACAAGGGCAUUGUCUACAGAGACCUAAAAUUGGACAACGUGCUGCUGGACUUCGAGGGCCACAUCAGGAUCGCGGAUUUCGGCAUGUGCAAGCUCCAGAUCUUCCUCGACAGGACAGCUGACACAUUCUGCGGCACACCGGACUACAUGGCCCCCGAGAUCAUAAAGGGACUAAAAUACAAUCAGGCCGUGGACUGGUGGUCGUACGGUGUGCUGUUAUACGAAAUGCUGACGGGACAGUCGCCGUUCUCCGGCUGUGACGAGGACGAGCUAUUUUGGAGUAUUUGUAACGAAAGGCCGUUCAUACCGCGCUACCUGAGCCAAGAAGCCACGGACAUAGUGGUCUGCCUUCUGGAAAAGGACUCCGGGAAGAGACUGAUCGGUCGCGAGAUCAAGUUGCACGGAUUCUUUCAGUCGUUGCCAUGGGAUCGGCUGGAGGUCAGGCAGCUGGAAGCGCCGUUCAAGCCAGCCCUGGAGCACACCCUGGACACAAAGUACUUCGACACGGCGUUCACCGCGGAACGACCGCGUCUGACCCCGGUGCCUGACCAGAUUCUCACAUCGAUGGACCAGGGCGUCUUCCGAGAAUUCUCCUACACGAAUCCGAACGCGACAGACUGAACAGUGCUUCGAAGGACGUCGAGCAGUCCAACUGUACAGUUUCGCGCGUUGACGACGGUCAACGUCGCGUUCCUCCCAUGUAGUGUCCGAUCAGGCACCGACAACCUCUCGAAAGCCGAACUGGACCUUGAUUUCCUCGCACGGAACAAAAGGUGAGCGGUUACUUUCGUACAUCCAUGGAAACUUGGAAACCAACCGGACGUUUCUUAGCUGCGGGGACGCAGCCAGGAAUCGGUUGACCAGUCGCUACUUCGAGCUCGAGGAUCGAUCGAGCCGACUCUGCCGUGAGGAGAAGAAACUUUAAACUGUGCCAAUGUUCCUGAACAGCUUGUACUCGCGAGGAGUCAGGCCACAACGACGAUACUUUGCUAGGUUUUUAUAACGUAGGGGCUGCGUUUCGUCGAUAGAGCAGUUAGACUAGUCUCCAGUGGAACGUACCAGGUGGAUUCCUGGUACCUUCAGGCCGUCCCUGGCUCGCCAAGCUUGGCCGUGUACAGUAGAACCUCGAUAGAUGCAGAGAAGAAGUAGAAAUCGUUGCUCGUUAACGAGGGAUGUUUAAAACGAGACUGUCGAGACAAUUGCACGAGAGUUAAUUUAAAGGCACUGUAGUCGAAGGCUUUUUUUAAUGCGACUUCUUAGUACAGUCACACCUCUCUCGAUAGGACAGGCUCUUCAUCUUCUAAAAUGUGAAUUUGUCUAAAAAUCUUUUAUACUUGAGAUAGUUGUUCCAUGGGUUUAUUUAAUGUUCGAUUUCAUCGAAAGGUCGCUUGAUUGUUCUUUCAUUAAGUAUGAAUCGUACGAGCCUAUUUAGAUUUAAAUUGUCAACUCUAGUUUUAUGAAAUUUAUAUCAAAGUUUUGCAUUUUUAACACAGACCCUUACGGAUCAUACAGAUUUUCACGUGAAGUUUUCCAAUUUAAAUGAUAAUGGAAUUUAGAAAUUUGUUUUACAGGCAAUGUUGCCUGUUAUUCCAAUUGUUAUUUAUCGCUAGAUUGCGAAUGUUUAUGUAUUUAUGGGAAAAGAAAAUGUGGGAAAUUGUGCAAAGAUACGCAUAAACGCAAAAAUAUAUAAGAUAUAAGUAAUAAAGUACAGGCUGCGCUGUUUAGAAGAUAAAAUAUUUCAUUCGAAUCGCGAGUCUUUAUUUAAGCCUGUAAAAAUAUAAAUUUGCAUAAACAUUCGCAGUUUAUUAGUCACUGAAGAAGUCGAACGCACAUUAUGGAUAAUAGCGAGGAUCGAUGGUACAAGUAAGGUUCCUCGAUGGAUUACCUAUCUAGUUAGGAACUUACAGCCCUAAUUUUCUGUAACUGUCGCAGUUCUACUGUACCUUCUUUUUUAAAUCAAACUUACUCAUGAGUUUACUCAUGCAAAUUACUGUUUAUUCACCGAGGUAUUUUCUUUUUCGACCCUUCGUUCAAUCAGCCAUGGAACGAAAAUUCUAGCGCCGAGUGACAAUCAUGUUUCGAAUAAAACAAUGGACAACGAAUCUCGGAAUUGAAUUGCAAUCGUUAACCAACAUACGUGUACAGUAAUCUGCGGAUAAUAAUGAUGAAAUAUUAAUGAAAAUAAAAAUGUUUAUGAAAGUAUUAUCGAUAAAAUUGUUGAGAUGAAAAAUGAGCCUAAGAGCAACCUUAUUCGAACUACUUUUAAUUAUCAGAAAUCCUUAUUUUAUUUACAUUUCAAAAUAGAAUUAAUACUAGUUUUUCAACGUUUCGAGCCUAUUGAUUAAAUUGUCGUGAUUUAAAAAUUGGAAAUAUUUCAUUAUUCGUAUUAAUUAGUAGAAGUACUUAAACUUACAAUCGAUUAUGUUAUGUAGACUAUACGAUUGUGUUAAAAUGUUCUAUAUGCCAUCGAUAUCAAGAAUUGGAAAAAAUUAAUGUUGCGCCUAUUUCUGUAAUUAUUAGCAACGUUGAAAUUUAUAACCAUAUUAUAUGUACAUUUCUUUCUUGAAACAUGAACAUGUGGUCUACAUAAUCUACAUUAAUUGUCUGUGUUAAUUAUAUUAAAUAUUUAUAAUUUUUAAAUACAAAGUAUUAUUUGAACACAUUUAAGCAGAGUUAUAUCGUUCUUUUCUUGCUCAUGCUAACAUACGAGAUAACAUAAUAGGAAAUUUGUAUAUUUUUAUUCCUUUAUCGAUUUAACAUAUUUAUUCUACAAACAUGUAAAAGUGUACAUAUAAAAUGAACAUGUAAAAUAAUAUAUUGACAAUUGUGCAAACAAGACGAGGUACACAAUAAGUGCCCGUUUCCAACCUACUCACAGCUUAUGAUAUUAAUAUUAUUUCUUAUACCCAACAAAAACAGUAGAAUUAAUGUAAUUGGCGUCGAUCAGAGGGUAAUAUGAUCUUCUUUGAGUACAAUUAUAUCAAUUAAUUAAACCAUUCGCUGUAAUAAUUUAAGAGAGUAUGGAAAUCUCGACAAAAUCUAGUUGAUAAUAAUUAAGUAUAAUAAGAAAAAUCUGUGUCAGAAAUAACCAAGAUUAAAGCGUUGUAUAAUAAUCGUACUCUUCAAAAUUAUACACAUAGAAUUGGAUAA
Molecule: messenger RNA, 8215 nt
Organism: Hylaeus volcanicus
Lineage: Eukaryota; Metazoa; Arthropoda; Insecta; Hymenoptera; Colletidae
Product: dentin sialophosphoprotein-like
Exons: 6
Coding region: 245-5686 (1813 amino acids)
Biological process (GO): protein phosphorylation
Molecular function (GO): protein serine/threonine kinase activity; ATP binding
Source: RefSeq, a predicted model, not a curated record